Rotaria sp. Silwood1 is the source of this 965-nucleotide messenger RNA. The record is from the annotation of a GenBank genome assembly. Lineage: Eukaryota; Metazoa; Rotifera; Eurotatoria; Philodinida; Philodinidae.
AUGGGGUCUCAACCACGUUUACAUCGACUUUCUCCAAAUCCCGUGAAACUUUCAGCUUUUGUAGACCAUAUUGAGGUAUGAAAAUCCCGCGUAUCAGUUUGUGAAAUUUCUUUAAUAAGUACAUACAUAUGGACCAUGAUAUUUGUUGGGCUGUAUAGGUAAAAUAGCAAAAACCUGAUUUUUUCGAAAAUCAUGUUGUUAGAGGAUCUUUCCAACUGAAAACAUAAAGUGCCAACUAUCUUAUAUAUUCUGAAAGCUGAUGACUUAAGCUACAUUUUGACUAUAAAAUGUUGAAGUCUUUCUAAACUUUUUAUCAUAUUGUGCUUUCAUGCACCCUAUUCACUGGCUAUGUUUUAGUACAUAUCUUUGUAACGAAAAAACUUAAAGAAAAAAUUCAUUCCCAAAUAUGGCCAUAUAUAGGGUUUUGUAGAGAAUUAAAUUUUCUACAAGAUGCACUAUAUAAGAGCUCUCGCUUUUUUUAUCUGAAAAAAUGCAAAGUCAAAAACUAUAAAAAAUCUGUUUUUCGCACUAAUAAAUGCGAAAAUAUGCUAGUUUUAGUGGUGAAUAUAAGUAUUUUUCAGGGUGAAAGUUCUUCUAACAUGAUUCAUUCCAACGUUCAUAUAAUAUCUUGUAAAUCUAUCUUCAUAUGAUGUAAUAUUUAUAUUGUAAUCCAAUAGAACACCGAACAACUAUGAAAAUAUUCUUUAACUUAUUAAUAAAGAAAUAUUCAUAUGUAGGUGUAUCAUAGUAUGUGAUUAUAGUUUCCAGUUUUUCUUCAGUUAAACAAUUGCUUUGCAUGUAUUCUAGUCUCAUUGAAGGCGUUUCAUGUUAUAUGACGUUCAAGAAGUGCUAGGUAUGAAAGACAGAUGUCCUAGAAUGGGUAUUUUCACGCAGGUCUGCCCACUUUUUACAGAGCAUUCUGCCGGCAAGAUUUCACUCUGCUAAUUUUGUAGCCCUCAUCGAGU